Trichomonas vaginalis G3 is the source of this 3474-nucleotide messenger RNA. RefSeq names its product protein of unknown function, DUF4106 family. The record is from RefSeq and is a predicted model, not a curated record. The transcript has a single exon. The coding region runs from base 1 to 3474 and encodes 1157 amino acids. NCBI's taxonomy places the organism in Eukaryota, Parabasalia, Trichomonadida, Trichomonadidae.
AUGGUUAGAUCUAACCUCAUUUCUAACCUCAUUUCUACCCCAUAUGUCCUUACUGAAAAAGUAUGUGUUCCAUCUGUCAAAAGCCGCUUUUUAACUUCACUUAAAAUGCCACGUAAGCUACGUAAGAAUAUACGUAAGAGGAAGAGAGCAUUGAAACAUCCAAUAGUAAGACUGACACCACAACAACAGUUGCAACAACAAAUGCUGAAUGACCCCACUAUGUUGCAACAAAUGUCAAGCAAUCCUAUGCUUUUAAACCGAGUCAUUGGUGCACAGAGUGGAGGUUUAAGAGCGGCACUUUUAGCGAAAAUGGCAGGCUAUGGUGGAGCUGCAGACGGAACAGCCUAUAACCCUCAAAGUCAAAUGAAUUUGAGUUCACUCAAAAAUCAAAUAACAGAUGUCAAAAAGUCAAACAUAGACAUACAGAAGCAAAUAAGUGAAAACGAAAAGAAACUAGAAUAUGACAGACACACAAAGAAACUCAAUGAGUUAAACGUAGAGAAAAAGAAGAAAGAAGAACAACUGAAAGAACUAAGUACAGAGCAAUAUGCGAAGAAAGUGUCAGAAAAAGCAGCAGAAGUAGCAAAAAUGGAACAAGAUGUCAUAAAUUUGAAAAACCAUACUACUCAAUAUAAAGUACUGAAAGAUGAAGAGAUAAAACAAAAAGCCCUGAAGACAUAUAUGGAUAGCGAUGAGUAUAAAAAAGAAGUUGAAGCAAAUGUAAAGGCAGAAAAACUUUUACAGUUGCAAAACCAAACCGUACAGUAUGAAAACUUAGCACAAGAAAGUAAAAAUAACGACGCAGCCAUGCAAAAGGCAAUGAAAAGCGCAGAAUAUAUAAAAGCUAACAAUGACUGGUUAGAUGCCCAAGCCAACGCUAAAGCAGCCCAACUUAUAGGGUCAAUAAGGACAAAAAUACAAGCGGAUGAAGACAGUUCAAAUGAAGCUUUAACAAAUGCUGACUUUAAGAACGCCUUCGAAGCUCUUCAUAGUAAGGUGAAACAAGUGAACGACUUCUCAUCUGGAAAGAAACUGAAGUCUGAAGGUUUCGACAAAGAGUUAAAAGAAGUAGCACAAAAUAUGACGAAAAUAACAGAUGCAGCAACGAGACAGGCAGUUCAAAGUGCCUAUGACGCCGUUAGAGCAACUGUUGUGGAAAGUCAAGAAAAAGAGUUACAACAGACCAAAACAGACCUAGUAAAUGCUUUCUUAAGAACGAAAAGUCAGGUAGGACAUUACGCUGCAGAUGGAACAUAUGUGCCAGCUGGUGGAACUUAUAUACCAGCUGGUGGAACUUAUAUACUAGCUAGUGGAACUUAUAUACCACCAAACCCUCCAAGAGAAGCACCUGCACCAGGACUACCUAAAACAUUUACAUCGUCACAUGGACACAGACAUAGGCAUGCACCAAAACCAGCACAACAACAACCAGCACAACAACCACCUCCACAACCAGCACAGCAACCAACAGUUCAAAACCCAGCACAACAACCACCUCCACAACCAACACAACAACCAACAGUUCAAAACCCUGCACAACAACAACCACAAACAGAGCAUGGACAUAAAAGAAGUAGAGAACAAGGAAACCAAGAAUUCUUAAAAAUGCUUAAAGAAGAGUGUGGUUUCCCAGAUACUGUUGACUUUAGUGACAGAUAUAAAGAAGCUAUUAGAAAGUUCAAGGAAGGAAAUACUGACCCGAACCUAUUUAGCUUUAUGGUUCAGCACCAAAUGGGAUAUAAUUUCAAACCUGGAAAAUACAAGCUCGCUAAGGGAUAUGAUUUAAUAGCAUAUCAUCCAAAUGACAUGGAUGAAUUUACUCCGAGAUAUUUGGUGUCAGAGCUAAAUGACAAUUCAACUCUCUUCAUGAAACGCGUAAAAAAUAGAGACGGAACGAAAGAAGAAAGGUUUAUGAGUCCGGAUGACUUAGAUAGGGAACUUGUUAAAAACGGUCUCGGAAUAUAUGAAAUGCCAGCAGAUGAGGUACAAGAAACUCCACAGGAAGAAGUUCAGAUACAACCAGACAUGGAAGAAAUAGUUCAGCAACAACAGCUAGAAGAGCCUGAAGGAAACGAACAAGUCCCUCCUUUGGAAACUAACCUCACAGAACUAGAUGAAGAUUUGGAACAGCCGAAAAAUCUUGACCCUCAACAAGAGUAUGAGGUGAAUAUGGAAUCUUUCCAAGAGUCUAAAAAAAAUUCGGCUGACACAGUAGAAGAAUAUCGAAAAAUUUUCACCGACAUACAAAAGACUCCAACACCAGAUGAAAAUAUUCAGCAUAGAAUGGAAGUACUGAAAGAAAAUGUACACAAAUACAACAACCCUUUUUACUUACGAGCAUUUAACGUUCAAUCUUUGGAUGAACUCGGUGAAAAUAAAAGGUUAAAUUUCAACAAAACAUAUAGAAAUGAAACAUUGUUUAAAGUUCAUUCAGAACCUAACCAAGAUGGAAACAAACCUACUUUUGUUUCUGCAGACUAUGGAACUACAAUGAGAUGGGGUCAUAAAGCUAAUCCGGAUAGGUGGUUCAUAAACUUACAACCUCAAUUCCAAGAAGUUGUAGACGCAAUGGAAGUGAAUGGUGAACCAGAUAUAGCUGGUAUUUUAAGCGCGGCUUUAAUGCCAUUGAAAGAUAUGAAACAUGCAGAUAUUUUGGACCAGUAUGAAAUGAACAUGGCUGAUGGAAAUAUAACACCUGACGUUCUAGAACAUUUAUCUCAAAGAACUACACAGAACCAUAGAGAUGGUAUAUUUGGUGAAGAGUUUAGAAAGAAAGUUAGGGACAGAGAAGGAAGAGAACCUAUUGUACAUGACCUUGCAAACGAAAGUUUACAAAAUGUCAUAAAAACUUACUUUGCAGACAAUGAACUGAGAAGGGAUGAAUAUUUAAGAAAACUCAAAUGGACAGUACCAAAUGAAAUGUUAGUAUUGAAAAACAUGUUCCUUGACAAAAUAAAACCAACUACAGAAAUAAAUGACGAAAGACUGAAAGAUUGGGUAAAAGCUUUCCCAUUCACAAAAGAUAUUGUUGGUAACAUGGAAAGAAAACCAGAAUGGCUACAAAAACAUAUAUUUGGAAACGAGCUUAUUCCAUAUGGACAGGCACUGUUUGAAGAGCUUGAACCGGAAACUCAGGAAAGAGUCAUGCAAACAAUACGCGAAGACUCAAAUACAAACUAUGCCAAACUCUUUCUAGGAUAUUGGUUACCUGAGAUGGGCGACCAGAGCCCAAAGGCAAAAAGGACAUGGGAAAUUUACAACAUACUAGGUGAACAUGAGGCAAAGAUGCAACAACUUGAAGCAGAGGGCAAGUUACCAAAAGUUGCACCAAAGAAGAAGAGAAGAGUUGGAGAAAGUAGUGAAGAAGUAACUUCAUCUAGUGAAAGUAGUGGCAAUGAAGGAAAAAGAAGAGUUAAAAACUCAGUCAGGAAGAAAGUAAAGCUUGGUCCGAGUGGGUUCUAUUAUGACACAUAA